Haplochromis burtoni (Burton's mouthbrooder) is the source of this 205-nucleotide messenger RNA. RefSeq lists its product as uncharacterized. The record is from RefSeq and is a predicted model, not a curated record. Gene Ontology annotation, molecular function: S-adenosylmethionine-dependent methyltransferase activity. Lineage: Eukaryota; Metazoa; Chordata; Actinopteri; Cichliformes; Cichlidae.
GGCAUGGAAGUUCAUCGUGCAGAAUUUCCGGAAGAAGGGAUCUCUGCUGGUCACUGUUCCCAGCCUGCACGAGAGUCUGAAUCCCCUGCAGGAGGUGUUGCAGCCUGACUGGGUGGAGGAGCUUCCUAUCAACUACGACGUCUACCUGGGCAGAGACACAGACCCCGACGCUCUCAGACAGAUCCACCUGUACAGGGUCAUCUGA